GAGCGAGGGCUUGGGGCGACUCUUCCGGAGGCGCAGGCGCGGCCGUCCCACCCGAGGACGGUUCACAUCGAAAAAUGGAUGAUUUAGAGACAGAUUUCAAUCUGAAGGUCGUCCUGGUCAGUUUCAAGCAGUGUCUCAACGAGAGGGAAGAGGUGCUACUGGACCAUUACAUCGCCAGCUGGAAGGGUCUGGUUAGGUUUCUGAACAGCCUGGGCACCAUCUUCUCUUUCAUCUCCAAGGAUGUGGUCACGAAACUGCAGAUCAUGGAGCGCCUGCAGAGCAGCCCACAGCGUGAGCACUACAGCAGCCUGCAGUCCAUGGUGGCCUACGAGGUGAGCAACCAGCUGGUGGACCUGGAGCGCCGCUCCCGCCACCCUGACUCAGGCUGCCGGACGGUGCUUCGCUUGCAUCGUGCCCUGCGCUGGCUGCAGCUAUUCCUGGAGAGCCUGCGCACCAGCCCCGAGGACGCGCGCACCGCCGUGCUCUGCACCGACUCCUACAAUGCCUCGCUAGCCGCCUACCACCCCUGGAUUGUGCGCCGGGCCGUCACCCUGGCCUUCUGCACUCUGCCCACCCGCAAGGUCUUUCUAGAGACCAUGAAUGUGGGGUCUCCUGAGCAGGCCGUGGAGAUGCUGGGCGAGGCCCUGCCCUUCAUCGAGCAUGUCUACGAUGUCUCCCAGAAGCUCUAUGCUAAGCACUCCCUGCUGGACCUGCCCUAGUGGUGGGGGGCUCAGGCCGGGUGGGCUUCCCCUGCUGCAGGGCUGGGCUCGGGCAGCCAGGGCCCAUGAGUCCCAUGACACAUCUUUUUGGGUACCCUAAGGAUGGAAGAUCCACCAUUGCCCCUGCAAGGUGAGCUUGCCAGGAGCCCCAGACUGCAGCAGGAAAGGUGGCAGCUAGCCCCCGCUCAGGCCACCUGGCUCAGUACAGGAGGAGAUGCUUCUCAACCUUGUGUGUGCAGUCAGGCCUGGGGCAGGAUCCAUGUGUGUGCAAAAGCCCAGGAGGUGCCCCCCACCACCCACCUGCGAGUCAAAUCUGAGCAAUGGGGUGAGGUCACAGAGACUCCAUCCUCCCCGCCCACUAAUCUGCCCAGCUUAGGCCCACAGAAUGGCACCUGCCCAGGUGCCUUGGUCCUCUCCUUACCCAGGCUGAUGGUCCCCAGGGCAGGGAGAGAAUCCUGGAGCAGUGGUCUGGGCACUGCGGGCUUUCUCCCUGCUCCUUACCCCCUGCUAGCCUCUGCAUGCUGAGCAGGUCAGGGACUCACGCAUCUUUGGCAGUGACAGCCAGGUGCUGAAACCCCAAGACAAGGCUUCCCACAGAAGGUCCUGGGAAGUCCUGCCCUGCCCUCAGGACAGUCUCCUUUGGUGCCCCUGCCUGGCAUAGCUCCCUGAUGGACAUAGCAGGCUGUCCCCUCAGAUCAGAGCUCCACUGGGCCAAGCCUGGUUUCUUCUUCCUCAGUACCCAGAGAGAUGCCCCAAUCCUUCUCCCCUGCUCCUGCUGCCCAUGUCCCCAGGGUGCUCAGGAGACCCAGGUAGGGCAUGGCAUAGGGAGGGGGCUGGACCCCACUGCCCAGCUCACAGGCUGUCAGAUGGCCACGCCCAGCCCGGCUGCCAUCCAGCGCUUGGGGGCCUGGCCUCUUCUACUGGCUCUUUGUAGUGGACCCCAGGCCCUGGGGCGCCACAGGGACAGUGUCCACCAUGCAACAGAUGUGCGUAUGUGCAAGCUUUCAGGUGCACUCGGUCACUUGGAAACUAAUAUGUGUGAUAUUUUUCCAACAUAAAUAAAUUACGUUUAUGGAUCCAGA
Molecule: messenger RNA, 1801 nt
Organism: Galeopterus variegatus (Sunda flying lemur)
Lineage: Eukaryota; Metazoa; Chordata; Mammalia; Dermoptera; Cynocephalidae
Gene: CPTP
Product: ceramide-1-phosphate transfer protein
Exons: 3
Coding region: 75-719 (214 amino acids)
Biological process (GO): intermembrane lipid transfer; ceramide transport
Cellular component (GO): cytoplasm; membrane; cytosol
Molecular function (GO): ceramide 1-phosphate transfer activity; ceramide 1-phosphate binding
Source: RefSeq, a predicted model, not a curated record